Messenger RNA from Colletotrichum karsti, 1593 nucleotides. Its product is annotated as mucin-desulfating sulfatase (n-acetylglucosamine-6-sulfatase). Bases 1 to 1593 code for a protein of 530 amino acids. Lineage: Eukaryota; Fungi; Ascomycota; Sordariomycetes; Glomerellales; Glomerellaceae. The record is from RefSeq and is a predicted model, not a curated record. The transcript has a single exon.
AUGGAGUCUCAAAAUCGCCCCAAUAUCGUCUUUAUCAUGGCUGACGACCAUGCCGCAAAGUCCAUAUCUUGUUACGGCGCCGGUAUUAACAGCACCCCAAACUUGGAUAGAAUCGCCAAUGAAGGCAUGCUUUUCAACCACUGCUAUGUCACGAACAGCAUCUGCACACCAUCUCGCGCAGCAAUUCUAUGUGGCACUUACAACCACGUCAACAACGUCACGACACUUGACUCCAAACUCAACAGCCGGCUCCCUAAUGUGGCCAAGCAGCUACAAGUCGGAGGCUAUCAAACAGCCAUGGUCGGCAAAUGGCAUCUCGGGGAGGGCGCCGAUUGUGGACCAACCGGCUUCGAUCACUGGAGCGUGGUCCCCGGACAGGGCGAGUAUUGGGACCCCCAAUUCAUCGAGCCUGACCCGAACACCGGCAAAUCCAAGAUGGUGCGCUACCCGGGAUACGCUACAGAUGUCAUCACCGACAAAUGCAUCGACUGGAUGCAGAACCGCGACAAGCAGCGCCCAUUCUUCCUCAUGUGCCACCACAAGGCCCCCCACCGCAGCUGGGAAUGCGACAACAAGCACAAGCACUUGUACAAAAACCCCGUCCGACUUCCGGAUACCUUCACGGACGAUUACAAGAACCGAGCGAAUGCGGCCAAGGUCGCAAAGAUGCGCGUGGCCGAAGACCUCACGUACAACGAUCUCGGCAUUGUUCAGCCGGAAGGCCCGUGCAGCGAGAUCGGAGAGAAGAUGAUCGAUAUGUGGUGGUGGAACGAUCGCAAGAUACCUGCGCCCGAAAACGUCACGAAGCUCAAGCUGGUCUGUAAAGACGAUGGAACCGUCUUCACUUUCAAGUCCAAGCAAGAGCUCGCGGAGUUCAAGUUCCAAAGAUACAUGCAACGCUACUUGAGGACUAUCCAGAGCAUCGACGACAACGUCGGGAGAAUGCUUGACUGGCUUGAGUCCGAAGGCCUCGCGGAAAACACCAUCAUCGUGUACACCUCCGACCAAGGCUUCUUCCUGGGCGAGCACGGGUGGUUUGAUAAGAGGUUCAUGUAUGAGGAGAGCUUCCAGAUGCCCUUCAUGAUACGCUACCCUCGCGCAAUCAAGCCGCAGUCCGUCUGCAACGACAUCAUCUGCAACGUGGACUUCGCCCCGACGUUCCUGGAUUUUGCAGGUGUUCGGGUCCCGACUUACAUGCAGGGACGAUCUAUUCGACCUCUCCUUCUUGGGGAAAGUGAGAUCAAGCCGGCGUGGCAACAGGUGGCGUACCAUAGGUACUGGAUGCACCGCGAUGUCAUCCACGAGGCUUACGCUCACUACGGUGUACGAGAUCAACGUUACAAGCUGAUCUAUUGGUACAACGAAGACUUGGGCAUGGAGGGCGCGCGCCCUGGUGGCGAGGAGAAGGAGUGGGAGCUCUUUGAUUGCCAAGAGGAUCCGCUUGAGCUCUUCAACUGUUACCAUGAGCCACAGUAUCAAAGCAUAGUGAAGAAGAUGACAAGGCUACUCGAGGAGAAGAUGGCGGAAAUCGGCGACGAGCCGAUUCACAUCAAGCUGGCCGGGGCCAGUCUUCAGACCGGUAUUCAUGCAUAG